AUGGGUGCAGUUGUGUGUCCCAUGUUCAAGUGCAUGCUCAGUUUGCGGGGUGAAUACACGAUCGAGACAAAGAUGACGUGGAAUGCAAGAGCGAUCGACCUCCGGCACUUGCAAAGGUGGCGGAUGGCAGGAUGGUGGCUGCUCCCGACAGCAAUACGAGUGGUCAGCUCAGGGUAUGGUCAACCCGUGAUCAAGUUUGGAAUCAUGCCCAGGACUGUCUACUAUAUUACACAAGAAAAGCGUAAGCAGGGCACACGAAUCGUGGCUGCCAAUGCUGCAGAUUCUACCUGGGACUAUACUUGGGUAUGCUGCUGUGUAGAAAGGUCCGAAAGGUGUAGGAUGCAUGCCAUUGGAAAGCUGGGCAUGUUACAUGAGCCCGCAUUCAAGCAUGCUUGUGCGACGGGUUAUUGGGGAAGGCAUGGUAAUAGUGAGCCGAUGGUGGCUUGCAACAGCCACGACGAGCUGGUGAAGCAGCGGGACGGGCAGUGCCACGUAGAAUCUACAGCGUUGGCUGGCAAAACCGUAGUUCCCGCUGUACAACUCAUGAAACAGGCAUCACGCCGCAUACAGCGAAGCGCUGCCGUCGCACAUGAUGCUUUUGCAACUUUGUGA
Molecule: messenger RNA, 612 nt
Organism: Pyrenophora tritici-repentis Pt-1C-BFP
Lineage: Eukaryota; Fungi; Ascomycota; Dothideomycetes; Pleosporales; Pleosporaceae
Source: RefSeq, a predicted model, not a curated record